AUGGGAAUUGAGAUGUUCCAUCUGCAGUCAGUAAGCGUUAAUCUCUGGGACCAUGUCAAACAAGCUAAUUUCUCCUCUGUCACAGAGUUCCUGUUGUUGGGAUUCUCCAGUCUUGGAAAAAUCCAACUUAUCCUCUUUGCUAUUUUCCUGUGCCUUUAUAUGCUUAUCCUAAGUGGAAACAUCACCAUUGUUUCUGUCAUCCGCCAGGAUCGCAGUCUCCACAUACCUAUGUACUUCUUCCUGGGGAUCCUCUCCAUCUCUGAGACGUGCUACACCUUAGUCAUUCUGCCCAAGAUGCUCAUAAAUUUGCUGUCUCUGCUUAGAACAAUCUCAUUUAUUAACUGUGCUGUCCAGAUGUUCUUCUUCCUUGGUUUUGCUGUCACUAAUUGCAUGCUCCUGGGGGUGAUGGGUUACGAUCGCUAUGUUGCUAUCUGCCAUCCGCUUCACUACCCCAUUCUUAUGUGCUGGCAGGUAUGUAGACAACUGGCGGCAGCUUGUGCUGGGAUUGGUUUUCUAUUCUCACUCACAGGUUCCCUCCUAGUCUUUGAACUCCCUUUCUGUGGCCCAAACAAGAUCGACCACUACUUCUGCGACAUCUCACCAGUUAUCCAACUUGCCUGUACUGAUACCUCCAUCAAUGAACUCAUAAUCUUCACUGGGGGAGUUCUAGCUCUUAUGGGUCCCCUGACAUUCAUCUGCAUCUCCUAUGGCUUCAUUGUUCGCAUCAUCCUGAGGAUCCCAUCAACUGAAGGCAAGAGAAAAGCCUUCUCCACCUGUGCUUCCCACCUCACUGUGGUCAUUGUCCACUAUGGGUGUGCCUCCUUUGUGUAUCUGCGACCAUCAGCUAAGGACUCAUCUAGCAAAGACAGGCUAGUGACAGUGACCUACACGGUUGUGACUCCAUUGUUGAACCCCAUGGUGUAUAGCUUUAGGAACAAAGAUGUUCAGAUGGCCAUUCGGAAAGUGAUUGGCAGAGUGAGAUUUUAUCCUAAAGCUCUAUAA
Molecule: messenger RNA, 1002 nt
Organism: Sciurus carolinensis (gray squirrel)
Lineage: Eukaryota; Metazoa; Chordata; Mammalia; Rodentia; Sciuridae
Product: olfactory receptor 10R2-like
Exons: 2
Coding region: 1-1002 (333 amino acids)
Biological process (GO): G protein-coupled receptor signaling pathway
Cellular component (GO): membrane
Molecular function (GO): G protein-coupled receptor activity; olfactory receptor activity
Source: RefSeq, a predicted model, not a curated record